Molecule: messenger RNA, 2373 nt
Organism: Monascus purpureus
Lineage: Eukaryota; Fungi; Ascomycota; Eurotiomycetes; Eurotiales; Aspergillaceae
Source: the annotation of a GenBank genome assembly
AUGUUGAUGCCUUUACGGCGCCGGCCAUGGGCAUACCCGAAAUGCCUACGGCGCUUACAGUCGCAAAGAGCCUUCGAGACUGCCACCUCGUCCGUCCCGAAUGCAAACCAAUUUGACUCGACACCUACGAGCACAGCUACUCAGAAGCAGGUGGAUGAUGACACGCUGCGACGUGUUUUCGACUCGCGGCCGUUUUGGAGGGAAUUCUCUCAGCGGAGAUCCGGCCUACCUAAGCGUUCUGGUCUGGUUCAGAAUCAAUACCUGACUAGUCCCGACGGUUUCAGGGAAUUCGCCAAUGCAUCGCUGCAGAAAUGCCAGUCGAUAGUGGCGAAGGUUCUGGCGGCGUCUACAUUGGAGGAAUACAGAGCUAUGGCUCGGAAUCUCGAUCGUCUCAGUGAUCUCCUUUGCCGCGUAAUAGAUCUAUCGGACUUCAUCAGGACGAUCCAUCCCGAUAUACGAGUUCAGGAGGCAUCUACACAGGCCUACGCUCUAAUGUUUGAGUACAUGAAUGUUCUCAAUACCACGACUGGUCUUUAUGAGCAGUUGACCAAGGCUGCCUCGAGUCCGGACGUGACUUCGCAUUGGACUGAGGAGGAGAAGAUAGUCGCGCAGAUAUUGAUCAAGGACUUUUCUAAUUCUGCCAUCCACAUGCCGCCGAACGAAAGACAGAGAUUUGUCAACCUGUCUAACGAUAUCAGUCAACUGGGGUCGGUAUUUGCCAACAGUGCCGAACCCGCGAAGUCCCAUGUAGUUUUGAAUGCAAAUAGUCUGCGUGGUCUGGACCCGAUUGUGAUCCAGCAGAUUAAAAGAUGGAACCGGACAGCGUCGGUGCCGACCAUGGGAAUGGUUCCACGGCUUGCUCUGCGGGCUGUGCAUGACGAGAAUGCGAGAAGAGAAAUAUAUCUCGCGACGAAGACGUCGAGCAAAAAGCAGAUACACCGGCUAGAACAGCUUCUCAUGAAAAGAGCGGAGCUGGCCAAGCUGACGGGGUAUCCGAGUUUCGGUCAUAUGGCGCUCAGUGACAAGAUGGCGAGGACUCCGGAGGCCGUAUCCAAUUUCCUCACCUCUCUUGUCGACAGCAACCGAGGACCUGUCCAGGAGGAGCUCUCGAAGUUGCAAAGCAUGAAAGGUUCAUCACCGCUACAACCAUGGGAUCAUGCCUAUUAUGUUCACCGGCGAGUCCUGGAAUACUCACAGGCUCGUAGAUCUCGACUGCUUGGAGUCGUCCCGGAAUUUUUCUCCCUGGGUACUGUGAUGCAGGGCCUGUCACGGCUGUUUGACCGACUAUAUGGAGUGCGUCUUGUCCCACAGGAAACUGCACCUGGCGAGACCUGGAAUCCGGACGUCAGACGACUUGACGUGAUUGACGAAUCGGAGCGGCACAUCGCGGUUAUAUAUUGUGAUCUAUUUACGCGGCCUGACAAGAGUCCGAACCCGGCUCAUUUUACUCUGCGGUGCUCGCGUGAGAUCUCUGCGGAAGAGAUCGCAGAAUGUGCGUCUCCCGAUCACCCGUCCCAUCCCAAUGAUGGCAUGGCCACUGCCAUUGACCCUGAAACCAGGACUCUCCGGCAAUUGCCCACAAUUGCCCUUGUUUGCGAUUUCGCGGAACCUCCAGCAAGUGGAAUGGGACACCCGACCCUUCUCAGCGUACACAGUGUGCGUACGCUGUUUCAUGAAAUGGGGCAUGCCGUCCAUUCGAUAUUGGGUCAGACACCUCUACAGUCCAUCUCGGGAACGCGUUGUGCGACUGAUUUUGCCGAGCUACCUUCGGUGUUGAUGGAGAGCUUUGCCACUGCACCAAAAGUUCUAUCUCUGUACGCUCGCCACUGGCAAACGGAUGAGCCCCUCCCUGAAAGCAUGGACUUGGAUCUCGCUGCCCACGGAUCGAUAUACGGCGCCGUGGAAAACGAAGCGCAGAUUCUCAUGGCCUUAGUAGAUCAAGCAUACCAUUCUUUGCCGACGGAUGUGUCAUCCAUUAAUAGCACUGAAAUCUAUCAUCGGGUCUUUUCCCAGUAUUCCAGCCUCCCUGACCCGGCGGAUGUUCAGCCUCCUACCUCGUGGCAGGGAUUCUUCGGCCACCUCUACGGCUACGGAGCAACAUACUACAGCUACAUCUUCGAUCGGGCAAUUGCGAACAAGAUCUGGCAGGAUGUCUUCAAAUCGGGCAAGGCGUCCGUGGACCGAGAGGCUGGAGAGCGAUACAAGAACGAGGUCCUCCGUUGGGGAGGCGGCCGAAGCGGAUGGGGCUGUGUGGCGGGCGUGCUUGGGAGCAACAACCCGUCUAAUGCCAACGGAAGAUUAGCAGAAGGUGGCGACGAGGCGAUGCGUGAAGUUGGUCGAUGGGGCCUAGGAAGAGAAGGAGUAUCUGAUUAG